Messenger RNA from Mugil cephalus (flathead mullet), 2356 nucleotides. RefSeq names its product Carnitine O-acetyltransferase-like. Gene Ontology annotation, cellular component: peroxisome. Gene Ontology annotation, molecular function: carnitine O-acetyltransferase activity. NCBI's taxonomy places the organism in Eukaryota, Metazoa, Chordata, Actinopteri, Mugiliformes, Mugilidae. Gene Ontology annotation, biological process: carnitine metabolic process, CoA-linked. The coding region runs from base 125 to 2011 and encodes 628 amino acids. The transcript is spliced from 14 exons. The record is from RefSeq and is a predicted model, not a curated record.
CCGAAGGGGGGCGGACACAGACAACUGAGAACAGACAGUGCUUGUCCUUGAGACAUGACUUCCCUAGCAUUUCCCAUCUAUAUUCCCGGGACAGUCAAAGACGUUAGCGCGUCUGUCUGACAAGAUGCUGGGUGUUUUUGUCAGAACCGUGCUGCGGCCAGGCGUGACGAAGCCGUGUCGCCUGGUCAGACCGAUAAUACAGAUCCCUGAAAGGACCCUGGUCAACCAGGAGGGUUUGCCUAAGCUUCCUGUGCCACCCUUGAAGCAAACAUGCGAGCGCUACUUAGCCGCUCUGGAGCCCAUCGUCAGCAAGGAGGAGCUGGAUUACACCCGGGAGCUGGUUCACGAGUUCCUCAACGGUGGUGUGGGACAACGGCUUCAGAAAGAACUGGAACGACGGGCACGCAAGACAGACAACUGGCUGACAGAAUGGUGGAUGCAGUCGGCCUAUUUAGACUGCCGAAUGCCCGUGGCGGUUUACACCAGCCCCGGAGUCGUGCUCCCCCGGAUGCACUUUCAAGAUCGCCAAGGACAAAUGAGAUUUGCGGCGAGACUAAUCGCAGGAGUGUUGGACUUCAAAAAAAUGAUUGACACCGAUACUCUGCCUGUAGAGUAUCUGAGUGGAAAGCCACUGUGUAUGGACCAGUAUUACCAGAUCCUGUCCUCCUGUCGUAUUCCCGGACCAAAGAGAGACACUGUUGUAAAUCACGCCAUCGGGAAAACAGCCCCUACUCACAUCACCGUCGUCCACAACUUCCAGUUCUUUGUAUUGGAUGUGUACAACAGCGACGGUAGCCCUCUAACAGUAGAUCAGAUUUACAUGCAGUUGGAGAAGAUCUGGAACUCCUCUUUGCAGACUAACAAGGAACCGAUUGGCAUCCUCACAUCACAGCACCGCAACACCUGGGGGAAGGCCUAUAACAACCUCAUUAAGGAUAAGACAAACAAGGAGUCGGUCCGUGCAAUCCAGAAAAGCAUCUUCACAGUUUGUUUGGAUGCUCCCAUGCCGCGGGUGUCAGAUGAGCUCUAUCAGAGCCGCGUGGCUGCUCAGAUGCUGCACGGAGGAGGAGCUCGCUGGAACAGCGGCAACCGUUGGUUUGACAAGACGUUACAGUUCAUCGUUGGAGAAGACGGUACUUGUGGACUGGUGUACGAACAUGCGCCUGCCGAGGGUCCGCCCAUUGUGUUUCUCAUCGAUCACGUUGUUAAAUACAUGCAGAGGACUGAAAUAGUUCGCUCCCCUAUGAUUCCUUUGACAAUGCCUCAGAAACUACGAUUUAACAUCACACCUGAGAUCAAGAGAGACAUCGAGAAAGCCAAACAAAACAUGAACAUAAUGGUACAAGACUUGGAUGUCAAGGUGCUCAUGUUUUCUCAUUAUGGGAAAAAGGUGCCUAAGCAACAUAAGCUAAGUCCAGAUGCCUUUGUGCAGAUGGCUCUUCAGCUUGCCUACUUCAGGAUGUAUAACGUUUGCUGCUCCACCUAUGAGAGCGCAUCGUUAAGAAUGUUUAAAUAUGGACGAACAGACGCAAUCCGCGCAACUACUGUACAGUCGUUUGAGUUCGUCCAGGCCAUGCAGGACCCAUCCAAACAGAACACAGAGAGGUUGGCGUUGCUUCAGAAGGCUGUUGAGACGCAUAAGGAAAACACAUACAACGCAAUUCAUGGACAGGCCAUUGACAGGCACCUCCUCGGUCUGAGGUUACAGGGUAUUGAAGAUCUGACCUCAAUGCCAGAGAUAUUCAUGGAUACCUCCUUUGCUGUUGCUAAUCACUAUAAUCUCUCUACCAGCCAGGUUGGCUCCAAGACAGACUGUGUGAUGUGCUUUGGUCCAAUGGUGCCAGAUGGCUAUGGAGUGUGCUACAAUCCCAUGGAUGAGCACAUCAACAUCGCCAUCACAGCCUUCAACAGCUGUGAGGAGACGCACGCUGCCAAGUUUGCCCAAGCUGUAGAGGAAGCACUGUUAGACAUGAGAGCUCUCCUGGAAGACACGGCCACGGCCAAACACUGAUCCCACGUAGGAGGCUGGCUCGGUUUUGUGUGGGAGCUGGAACUGAACCGGUGCUGGAGUCGUUGGCAGGACGCCACUCUGGCAUGGACGCACAAUGUACUGAGUGUGUUGAAGCUAAGGCUAAACCUGUUACCAAUGGGAUUGUGGGAAAUGUAAUGUUUAGUUGUCAUUGCACUGCCUUUAAGACAAGCAGCAGUUGUCUGUGAUGGAAUUUCUAUAUUUUAAUAUAUUGUGUUAUAUGUAUAUGGAUUUGCAAAUUGUUAUAACUUUAUUUGUACUUAAGCGGUUCACGGUGCAGGCCUCAAAAUGACAGUUCUCAUUUAAACUAAAGAUUUUUGGUUGGUU